Prorocentrum cordatum is the source of this 867-nucleotide messenger RNA. The record is from the annotation of a GenBank genome assembly. Lineage: Eukaryota; Dinophyceae; Prorocentrales; Prorocentraceae.
AUGUCCUGGCUUCUCAGCGCCCCCCAGUGCAGGAGGGCCCCGAAGAUUCCCGUGGGACGCCUGGCGCUGGCGGCCGCGCUGUGCCUCGGCCUCUCGCGCGGUGGGGACGAGGGCGCGACGGGCGAGGUCGAUGCCGCGGGGCUGCGGGGCACGGAGGCCGCCCUGGUGGCCGGCGUCCUCGACGGGCGCAGCUUCUACGUCUUCGGCAAGGGGGCCUCCAAGCUGAAGAAGCAGCGCUGGCAGGUCGCUGGCGUCGUUCUGCGCGACGGCGGCGCCGGCGAGGCGGAAGGGGCGCUGCGCGCCCUCGUGGACAAGAGGAGGGUGUACGUCAGGGCCCUGCCCGAGGAGGUGCAGGCCAUGCCAGCAGACGGGGCCGAGGAAGGCGCCGAGGCGCUGCUGGCCGACGUGUGGGACGCCGACGGGAGGCACCUGGGGCGGCUGCUGGUGGAGGGCGGGAGCGCCUCCGCCGAGCUGGAUCCGUCCGCGCCGCGGUCGGAGCUCUUCGGGAGGGACGCCCGCCCCUCGGCCCUGGGCGAGGCGGCCGCGCGCUCGGCGGAGGAGGCGCAGGAGAGGGCCGCAGCGGAGAAGGAGGAGGCCAUGAAGGAGAUCGCGGACGCGGCGGGCAAGGUCUUCGAGGACGCCGCCGUGGAGAGGGAGGCAAGGCAGAGGGAGGCGGCCGCGAAGGCGGCCGAGGAGGCGGAGGGGGCGCCGGGGGGUGGCGCAGCGCUGUGCGCCGGCGCAGGCGUCGCCCUGGCGAUCGUGGCGUGUGCGGCCGCGAACUUUGGCAGGCCGACGAGCAAGAAGGUCAACCUGAAUCGCAAGCGCGGCUGGCUGGAGCAGCAGCUGCGGAAGCUGAAGGGCAGCUGA